Molecule: messenger RNA, 738 nt
Organism: Monoraphidium neglectum
Lineage: Eukaryota; Viridiplantae; Chlorophyta; Chlorophyceae; Sphaeropleales; Selenastraceae
Product: COP9 signalosome complex subunit 7
Exons: 6
Coding region: 1-738 (245 amino acids)
Cellular component (GO): COP9 signalosome
Molecular function (GO): calcium ion binding
Source: RefSeq, a predicted model, not a curated record
AUGCGGCAGCUGGAGGACUUCCUCAUAGCCCACUGCUUCUACCCGGGGCUGAUGCAAGGAAAGCUGGACCAGGCGGAGCGCUCCCUGCAGGUGCACUCAGCUGCUAGCCGGGAUCAGCGGCCAGAGAACCUGCCCAGGCUGGCAGCUGCGCUCGACCAGUGGCUGUCCACCGCCACAGGGCUGCUGACCCUGCUUGACGUCAACGUGACGGCGGCCGCCGUGGGCACGGAGGCCGCCAAGGCGCGGCGGGCAGCGCUGGAGAAAAAGCAGGAGGAGGUCAGGCGGAACGUGAAGGCGGACCUUGAUUUGCGGGGCGCCCACGGCCAGGAUAUGCUGCUUGAUGAAUAUGAUCUAUUGGACGAGGACAGGGCGGCGGCCUUCGGCUUCGGGGCGCCCCCCGCGCUGCCCGCGGGCGGCGGGGGCGGCGGCGGGGGCGGGGCCGCGGGGCGCGCGAAGCGGGACGCCCUCACCCGCGACGACCUGGCCACCCUGCUGCGCGCCUUCAAGGCCCUCGACCCCGACGGCACCGGCUACGUCACCGCCGAGAAGCUGCGCGCCCUGCUGACGUCAUCGCCGCCGGACGGGGAGGGCCUGACCGAGGCGGAGGCGGCGGAGGCGCUGGCUUUCGCGGCGGGCGGCAGGAGGCGCGGCGGGGGUGACGGCGCUGCAGUUUCAAAUGGGCUGAUAGAUUAUGAGGCGUAUGCAAUGAAGCUUGCUGCGGACGGGCGGGAGCUGUGA